Molecule: messenger RNA, 5775 nt
Organism: Podarcis muralis (Common wall lizard)
Lineage: Eukaryota; Metazoa; Chordata; Lepidosauria; Squamata; Lacertidae
Gene: PRKCG
Product: protein kinase C gamma
Biological process (GO): protein phosphorylation
Molecular function (GO): diacylglycerol-dependent serine/threonine kinase activity; ATP binding; zinc ion binding
Source: RefSeq, a predicted model, not a curated record
UUCCUCUUUAAACUCAGACUCCUCCCCCUCCCCCCCCCCUUGCUCAGCCUCAGCCUCCCCCGUCCAAAUCUCCCAUUCCUGGGCGAGAAACAGACACAGCCCAAAUCCACAACCUGUUUGUUUCUCUCUCUCUCCAUCUCUCUCUGUCUCUCGUUCUGUGGAGCUGUUCCUGGGAGCUGUCACCUCUGCCUCUUCUCUUUUUUUCCAUCAGCAGUUUUGCCAUUCUCCCUAUCACUAUCUUCUUCUCUUUCUGUUCUCUCUUUCUCUUUUUUACUCCAUUCACCUCUUCGUUGCCCAUCCCUCCUUCACCUCCCAUCCCUCCCCAUCCAUCCUUCUACAUCCCUCCAGUCCUUUUCCGUCCUCCAUCAGUUCUCCACUUUCCACCUCUUCUCUCAUUCAUUGCACGAUCCACCGGUCCCUCUUCCUCAUCCAUCCAUCCAUCUGCUCCCUCCAGCUCCCAUAUCUUUCUUGCCUGCUUUUAAUCGCCUCUUCCCUCUGGUUCUUUCCUACCCCUCCACCCCUCCCUCUUGAAGACCCUAGCAGUUAAGGUGCUGGGGCUUCCCCCAGGUGGCACCAUGGCGCUGCUGAGCUCCCCAACAGAGACUGAAUGCUUGACUAAGCCGCUUUUCUGCCGCAAGGGGGCGCUACGCCAGAAGGUCAUCCACGAGGUGAAGAGCCACAAGUUCACCGCUCGCUUCUUCAAGCAACCCACCUUCUGCAGCCAUUGCACAGACUUUAUCUGGGGGAUUGGAAAGCAGGGGCUCCAGUGCUUAGUGUGCAGCUUUGUCUUGCACAAGAGGUGUCAUGAAUUUGUCACUUUUGAGUGCCCAGGAGCUGGGAAAGGACCCCAGACAGAUGAUCCUCGGAACAAGCACAAGUUCAAAAUUCACAGCUACAGCAGCCCAACCUUCUGUGAUCACUGCGGCUCGCUCCUCUAUGGGCUGGUGCACCAGGGAAUGAAAUGCACCUGCUGUGAGAUGAAUGUGCACAAGCGCUGCGUCCACUGUGUGCCCAGCUUGUGCGGUGUGGACCACACAGAACGCAGGGGACGCCUGCAGCUCCACAUUGAGACAUUUGGGAGUGACGAGAUCCAUGUGACUGUUGGUGAAGCCCUUAACCUGAUCCCGAUGGAUCCCAAUGGCCUCUCGGACCCCUAUGUGAAACUCAAGCUGAUCCCUGACCCUAAGAACCUAACAAAGCAAAAGACUCGGACCGUUAGAUCCACCCUCAACCCAGUGUGGAAUGAAACCUUCACUUUCACCCUGCAGCCAGGGGACAUGGAGCGGCGCCUCUCCAUCGAGGUUUGGGACUGGGACCGGACAACCCGCAAUGAUUUCAUGGGAGCCAUGUCCUUUGGGGUGUCUGAGCUUUUCAAGGUUCCUGUGGAAGGCUGGUACAAAUUGCUCAAUCAGGAGGAGGGCGAAUAUUAUAGUGUCCCUGUGGCCGAUGCAGAAAACUGUGGGCUGCUGCAGAAAUUUGAGGCUUGCAACUUCCCACUGGAGCUCUAUGAGAAGGUUCGCCAUGGCCCCAUCCCAUCACCAUCCCCCAGCCCCACUGACACCAAGCGUGGCGGGUUCUUUGGCAUCAACCGCUUCCACAUCUCCGACUUCAACUUCCUGAUGGUGCUGGGCAAGGGCAGUUUCGGCAAGGUGAUGCUGGCGGAGCGCCGUGGAACGGACGAGCUGUUUGCCAUCAAGAUCCUCAAGAAAGACGUGAUCAUCCAAGAUGACGACGUUGAAUGUACUAUGGUGGAAAAGAGAGUUUUGGCCAUGGGGGAGCGUCCACAUUUCCUAACCCAGCUGCACUCUACCUUCCAAACUGCAGACCGGCUCUAUUUUGUCAUGGAGUAUGUCAAUGGAGGAGACCUGAUGUAUCAUAUCCAGCAGGUUGGGAAAUUCAAGGAACCUCAUGCUAUGUUUUAUGCUGCAGAAAUUGCAAUUGGCCUGUUCUUUUUGCAUAACAAAGGAAUUAUUUACAGGGAUCUGAAACUGGACAAUGUAAUGUUGGAUGCUGAUGGUCACAUUAAGAUUACUGAUUUUGGGAUGUGUAAAGAAAACAUUUUUCCUGGCAUCACCACACGGACCUUUUGUGGAACACCGGACUACAUCGCUCCAGAGAUUAUUGCCUAUCAGCCAUAUGGGAAGUCAGUGGACUGGUGGUCAUUUGGUGUCCUUCUGUAUGAAAUGUUAGCUGGGCAGCCACCAUUUGAUGGAGAGGACGAGGAUGAACUCUUCCAGUCGAUCAUGGAGCACACGGUGUCCUAUCCCAAAUCUCUUUCACGUGAGGCUGUCUCCAUCUGCAAAGGGUUCUUGACCAAGCAUCCACUGAAGCGCCUGGGUUCAGGACCAGAAGGGGAACGGGAUAUCCGGGAGCACGGCUUUUUCCGCUGGAUGGACUGGGAGAGGCUGGAGCAGCUGGAAAUCCCCCCGCCGUUCAUCCCCCGCCCAUGCGGCCGAAGCGGCGAAAACUUCGACAAGUUUUUCACACGGGCACCUCCAGCGCUGACACCCCCAGACCAGCUGGUCCUCGCAAGCAUUGAUCAGUGCGAGUUCCAGGGGUUCACCUACAUCAACCCUGAGUUUGUGCACCCGUCCACGUUGCGGCAGGGGAGCCUCUCCCCAACAGCCCUGCCUCUCUCUCCGACCAGCAUGCCCCUCUCUCCGACUGGGAUGAUCCCUUCCCCAACCUCCCUGGUGUGAGAUGGUCUCCCGGAUGACCCUUGACCCUAAGAACCCCAAUUCAAGCCCUUAGAAUUCUGCUCCCGGGAGCAUGACUCCUGCUCAGAGCUCAGCCCUAUAAACCCUACGCUUGACCUUAUGACCCCUGCCUCCCCUAGAAAACACUUUUUGUGUUGUUAAUUGUCUCCAGUGAGUUGCUUCCCUCCUUCCUUACCUCCACUAGGUGAAACCCAGAUCAGUGAGGUUAAGAAAGCACACGUAUAUCUAUAGAGGGAUUUUUAAACUCCACCAAUAAAAUAGGAAUAUUCCCUAGGUCAAGGCUAAUCUUUUUUGAGCAUCCCCCAAUUAAACGGAGUUUGCGUUGGCACAAAGAGAGAAAACUGUGCCAGGCGUUUCUGUAAAAAUGGCCCUUUCAGUACUGCUUUUACAAGGUUUCCCCCCUAUAAUCAGAGCGGUGAAUAGCUUUCACACCAUCAGAAAUUCCUCUAAAUUGGCCAAAACAUGGGAUGGCCUAAGCAGGCGUGGGGGCAACAGACAGGACUGCACACACUUUGUGACAAAAUGAUAGAAAUUGUGGCUGGAAUCCGCCCAGAAGACAUGCCCUCUGCCCUAAAUCCAGGCUGGCCACAUGACUGCAAAGUUCUGGCAAAUGGGCAGUGAAAUGAAGGUGUGUUGCAAAAACAGAGGUCCAAACAGGAAGCAGUCGUGGAACUCCUUAGCUCCACAUGUAUUUUUCCAUCCCUUACAAAAGGCCACGCGAUUGUUUAUUUAUUUGGCCCUUGCAAAUUUUUCUUUGAUGAGUUUGGUUUCUCUAAUGGAUAAGGGGAAUGCAGUGGGCAUAAUUAUACUCUGGAAUUGAAGAAGCAACCAUAAGGUGAGCAUGUGAUCACUGACCAAAAUAGCAGCCUGUGAAUUAUUAUUCCAUGUGUUGCUCUGCACUAAGGUGGGGUGGGGGGUGGGGGAGGAGAGCCCACCCUUUCACUGCUGUCUGUCAUGAUCAUGAGCUUUCCUUCACAGGGACAUGGCUGAGUGGUAGAGCGAAGGCCAUGGGUUCAAUUUCUAGCUUCUCUAGGGCUGGGAAAUGUUCCCCGUCUGAAACCCCUAAGGAGAGCCACCACCAAUCAGUGCAGACCGGACAACGCUAGAUUGGCCCAGUGGUCUGACUCAGUAUAUGGCAGCUUCCCUUCAUACAGGCUUAAAAUAUGAAGGGAUGCCUAAUCUACGUUAAAUGAUCCUGAGUAUCUGUUUGCCCUGGAAGUAAUUUUUAAAUUUGGAGAAAUGUCAGGAAGCAACACCUUCCUUCCCUCUCUCUCCCUGCCUCCCCUGCCGAUUGACUGCUCAGAUAAUUUCCGAAAACCCUUCCAGUCUUCAUCCCUUGCCCUGUUCCCAGAUCCUAGUCCUAAAUUUCGUCUCCGUGGUGCUUUCCUUACCUGCUACAGUGUGACGAUGUAACCUUGAACUCGAUAGAUCUUACCCAACUUAGUUGGAGCCCUUUGAUUUCACGCAUAGCUAGGAUGCCUGCCUGUACAAAAAGAGUGUAGAAUCCCAAACUAGCCCUUCCUCUACACCCCUACCCACCCACCCACCUCACUCUUUGUGACCCAGUCCUGCCCUUGUUGAGCCCCGAUGGCUCCGUCCCCCAUUGCCCCCGGCCCCCAGCACUGACACCUUUGCCUUGCUUCCUUCAACAUGGCUGCUUGCAUCACCCACUCAGCUGUUGAAAACCAGACUUUGGAAAGGAAGCGAUGACAGCAACAGAGGUGGCAUGCUAGACUCCGAGGAGAAAAUAUCGCCCUCCUUUAUAGUAACACACAGCAUGUCCAAAUGCGACUUUUCUUUCCUUCUUUUCUCUCUCUCUUUCUCUGGUGCAUGGACUAUAUUACAUGAACAUUAUAGUAUAUUUAUUUAUUUAUACCUAUCUUCCACGUUUCCAUCCUGCUCAGUGGACACCGCCAACCCUCUGCAUCUGCUCUCCCAAGUUAUCACCUGGCAGCCUCUUUCCAGCUUUAAAACUCGAGGUGUGUGGUAAACUGAAGAUGGCGCCUUCUCUCCCCCCCCCCCCGCACCCCUCCCAAUUCUCUGGGACUCCUCUUAACAGAUCAUUUCAUUUAUCAUGAAUACCCUGUUGCUUUUUGAUGUGGGAAAGACACCCUGUCAAGCUUGUGUUGUGAAUAUUUUUCAUUAUGUGGCAAAAGACUGGUAUUUGUUUUUACCUCAUGAGGGAAGCCCACCGAGAACUGGUCUUUGUCCUGAUUUGCCCAGUGCUGGCGAUUUCCAUAAGAGCGAGUGUUCGCCGUGUUAAAUGGGUGCGUGUAAGAUGAUCCUGGGGUGUCUCUGCUGUGCCAAAAGUUACAAAAACUGGUCUUAGUCAGCGACUGAUUGAUGGGCGGAGAAAUAAUUAUAUUCUGCUGGCAGGUCAUGUAGAUGAGCCAAGCGAAAAAUUUCAAGGCCAUUCUCUUCCCUUCAUGCAUCAGGCUGCAGAUUCUGGUGCAUCUGGGCCAACAGUCCCUCUUUACCUGUCUCCACUCACUUUGAAAUUGGAGGAAGCUAGAUUCGGCCUCUGUCACCUCAUGCCUGCCCAUUCUAUGCGGACCUCAUUCCUCCUUCUCUGGCAGAGGGUUUUUAUCAAGCACCCAGCAGGCUAUAAGCUUGGGCAAAUGGGCGUUAAGUGGGUAGCCCUCUUUAGCCCCUCCCUAACUCAGCAAGGGCAUGGGGUUAAGAGCGAGCAUGGGAGCUAGACCACAAGUACCUUGUACCUACCUAAGGAAGAGAUAGCCUGUCGUUAGACCAGAAGAUGUUGGGAUCCAGAACUGCUGCGCUCAUGAAAGAUGAGUAAGAUUGCUAAUAGGACCGGAAUUGUUCUCCUGAGUCAUUUCCAGAGCUCUUUCCCCUUUGGUUUGCCUGAUCCUUCCAGCACAUCAGUCUUCCGCCAGUUUCCAGCCUCGGUCUUUUUUCUCUUUGCUGACAUCCCUUCCACCCCCGCAGCUUGGGAAUAAUCCACGCACACCUCCUUCCCUUCGGCUUGUGGUUCCCUGUAGCCAGUACCAUAGAUUAAUGGACUCACCUAUGCAUUUCAAUAUAAAAGAUAUUUAUCCAA